Molecule: messenger RNA, 4768 nt
Organism: Notodromas monacha
Lineage: Eukaryota; Metazoa; Arthropoda; Ostracoda; Podocopida; Cyprididae
Source: the annotation of a GenBank genome assembly
AUGCUCAGAACAAGCGCCCGUUACCAAAUUUUUAACAAUCUAAACUGCCUUGCCCUUCGCCUCCACUGCCACCGCCACCCCGCCGCUGACCGCUCACCCGGGGACCCUGCCAGACCGGCAGAACUCCGUGGCCCGAUUGCAUCAAGCAAUGGCAUUUUGGGGGACUGUGACGACCAUGAAGACGAGGAAGAAGCCCAGCCCUUGAGACAAACGGAUAUGAGAAACGCCCAGACCGAGGUUUCGGUUGAAGAAAGGACGUGUCUCUUUGAUAUCAUUGGAGCGUAUUUCGAGUAUGGUAUGACCGUGGCUUUUACGGCUAUUGGAAGAGCUGUGGCGGGUAGACCGAUAAUGGUGUUGCUGUACUCGGCCGCCUUGGUGGCUGUUCUGUCCUGGGGCAUCAAGUCACUUGAGGUCAUCACCGAUCCUGUCGAGCUGUGGUCAUCUCCGAAUUCGAGAGGAAGAAUGGAAAAGGAAUACUACGACUCUCAGUUCGAACCUUUCUUUAGUAAGAAAGACCUACAAAAGCUAGACUGCUAUUAUCUCCAGGAAAAGUUGCGUGCCCCUUGGGGAUCGGAUUUGCUCGAGACGAACGAAACCGUGGGCUUGGCUGACGUUUGUUUCGCCCCGCUGAAGCCGGACAACCACAAGUGCGCCACGAACGAAACCGUGGGCUUGGCUGACGUUUGUUUCGCCCCGCUGAAGCCGGACAACCACAAGUGCGCCGUCCAGUCCGCUUUCCAGUACUUUCAAAAUUCUCGAGCGAAAAUCGGCAACCGCAACAGCUUUUGGCGCACGCUGGACACGUGUGCCGUCAGCAAUCACGUGCAGCUAGACUGUCUGGGUGACUUUGGAGGACCCGUGGACCCGAAGCUGGCCUUUGGUGGAUACCUCAAGGAUCCGAAAGCUGGACUCGAACGCGCUAAUGUCUCUGACGCGGAUACGUUGAUCGUGACCUUUGUGGUGAACAACUACUACGACAAGAAGAAACUCGAGCCUGCAUUGGCCUAUGAGAAGGCCUGGUUGGAUUAUGUGCAGGAAUGGGUACGAACGAGGAAUGGCCCGGAAGUCGAGGUUGCUUUCAGGGCCGAACGGUCCGUGGAGGACGAGUUGGACAGGCAGAGUCACGGAGACGUGUCCACUGUCAUAAUUUCCUAUGGCAUCAUGUUUGCUUAUAUUGCCAUCACAUUAGGACAGGCGAGGACAUUUUCAACGCUGCUCGUGGACAGUAAAAUCACGCUCGGGAUGGGCGGAGUUGUCCUCGUGUUGGCGUCAGUGGCGGCAUCUGUCGGCUUUUACGCCAACGUCGGCGUUCCGGCGACGCUUAUCAUCAUUGAAGUGAUCCCGUUCCUCGUCUUGGCUGUCGGCGUGGACAAUAUCUUCAUCUUGGUGCAAGCUUACCAGAGGACAGCUAGGAAGAAGGGCGAGAGUGUCGAAGACCACGUGGGCCGUGUUUUGGGCCACGUUGGCCCGUCUAUGCUGCUUUCGGCCGCUGCCGAGUCCAUCUGCUUCUUUCUGGGUGCCCUGAGCGGCAUGCCGGCUGUCAGGGCGUUUGCCUUGUAUGCCGGGUUCGCGCUGCUUUUUGACUUCUUGCUUCAGAUCACGGCGUUUGUGGCGUUGUUCACGCUGGACUUGCGUCGCCAGGAAAACAACCGCCUCGACGUGUUUUGCUGCGUGCAGGGCGAGAAGCGGGAGAAGCACGGCGCCACGGAAGGCGUCCUCUACAAGAUCUUCAAGGAGUUGUAUGCUCCGUUCCUCUUUGGCUACGUUGUCCGCGUCGUGGUCGUGGUCGCCUUUUCCGCCUGGUUCGCCUUCAGCGUGGCGGUGGCGCCGGCCGUCAAGGUCGGCCUGGACGAGACGCUGUCCAUGCCGGAAGAUUCGUAUUUGAUUCACUAUUUCCACUCGAUGUAUGAAAACUUUUACAUGGGCCCACCGACUUACUUCGUGGUGAAGGAAGGUUAUCCUUUGUUGGACGAAAAGGCCCAGGACCGGAUCUGCUCCACCGUCGGCUGCAACAUCGACUCUCUGACUGAGCAAAUUUACGCUGCACAACGAGUUUCCAAUCGAUCCAGAAUCGUGUCGACGGCCAUGUCCUGGAUAGACGAUUACAUUGACUGGCUGGGAUCUGUCAGCUGCUGCUCCACCGACAACAACGGCACUUUUUGCUCCCCAAAAGAUCGAUUUAUGCGUUCGGACUGCGUCCAUCCGUGUAUGUCUGGAUACCGGCCUGACAAGGCGACUUUCCAGAAAUUCGUUGGCAAGUUCUUGAUGUCGAAUCCUGGAGAAAAUUGUCCGAAAGCUGGACACGCUGCUUAUGGUCAAGCCGUCAAGUUGUUGAAUCGGUCCGGAGAGAUAAGCGUGGGAGCCAACUACUUCAUGACUUACCACGCCAUGAUGCGAUCCUCGGAAGACUACUAUGAAGCUUUGCGAAUGGCCAGAUUCAUUGCUGACAAUGUCACCAACAUGCUGAACGAGGGCAACACUGGCAGUGUCAAAUACGAGGUGUUUCCUUACAGCAUUUUCUACUUGUUCUACGAACAAUACUUGACCAUGUGGGAAGACGUGACGUCGUCGCUGGUGAUCUCCGUGACAGCCGUGUUUGCAGCAACGUUUGUGUUCCUCGGCUUCGACCUGCACUCUGCCCUGGUGGUGCUGGUCACCAUUGUCAUGAUCAUGGUGGACAUGCUCGGGUUCAUGUGGGCCUGGGACAUCCAGUUGAAUGCCGUCUCCUUGGUCAACUUGGUCAUGGCUGUCGGGAUUGCGGUGGAGUUCUGCAACCACAUUGUACGUGCGUAUGCAGUGAGUCCGUUUGAGAGCAGGCUGGAGCGAGCCAGACACGCACUUGUCGACAUGGGCAGCUCUGUUCUAUCUGGCAUCACGCUGACGAAGCUGGGCGGCAUCAUCGCACUCGGGUUUGCGCACUCGCAAAUUUUCCGGGUCUUCUACUUCCGGAUGUACCUGGGGAUCGUGAUGGUGGGUGCGUUGCACGGGCUCGUGUUCCUUCCGGUCGCGUUGUCCUUUUUAGGCGCCAAGCGGAGCGACGGGAAGCGGCGCGUGUUGGACGCUCUUCACGCUGCUGGCGGCAGCGGUGGCGCCGGCGCCGACUCGGGCUACCUGCUCAAGACCCCGACGGCGGCCAGCGGCAGCAGCAUCUCCUGCGGCGACAGCAUCGGUGCGUUGAAUCCCGAGGACCCGGACAAGAUUGAAGUGGCGCCGGGACUCCAUGGAGGGGAUUGAAGUUGAACCAAAAAAGAAGCGAAGAAAGACAGACGGAAGAAUAAUGAUGGAGAAGGAGGAAAGGAAUUUGAAAUGGAGAAAUGAGCGCUGGAAUCAAGCUUGAAACGAUCGAGUCCUAGGCAUGUAAUUCUUUUUUAAUCUUUGAGCUUUCGAAGUAGAAGCUGGAAACGAUGCGGAUGAAGCCUCGCGUUUUUGAAAGAAAAUUUGACGAAAAAAGAAAUGUCAGCAACAUCAGUCUUUUCAAGCUGUGAGGUUUGCAAGACUGAGAGUUCGGAAAAACCUUGAGAUUCUGAAUCUUAUUUCUAAAUUUUAAAGGCCGAAAAAAGAACAGCUCAAGGCUUUUUUCAGAUUUCAUUAGGUGAUCAUGAGAUUGUUUCAACUGAAAAAAUAAACCUUUUUUUUAAUAGUCUGAAUUCUGGAAUUCUUAGGUUUCAUUUCGUUUGCUGGAGGUUCCUCAGACCCCAUUCAUUAAGGAUCAGACAUGAGGCUUUGUGGAAUUGAGAAUUCUCAGGGUUUUUUCUUUUUCUGCAAUGAUUCCUGGAUUUGAUAAUGCUAAAAAAAAAUUAAGAGGAGCCGGAAGUUUGUCGAAUUCUUUGGAAGGUGGUCUUGCUGUUGCUAAUUCAUCCUAUGGAUUGAUAACUUUCCCAUUUAAAAUUCCGCAGAAAAUGUUGAAUUUCCACUUUUCAAUGAAAUAGGAAUAGUUCGAGUUUCGCAAGUUUUUUAAUCUGAAUCUUCCGGAUUUCCGCUGAAGAAUUUAAAAAUCUGAAAUGGCUUCAUCCGCUUUGUGCCUCUGGUUGUUAUUCUGUUUUUUUUCUCGUGCAAUGAGGAUGAAUGUUUCGCUUUUUACCAAACAUGCUCCAGAUGGGAGAACCUAGUUUCUCCCAUCGAGGGAAUCAUUUUUUCGGAUUCCUGCAAGAAAAUAGGGAAGUUCUUCACUGGGGGAAUGUGUAAGGGAUUUUUAAUUAUUUUAGUGGAGUACCAAAGAGAAUUUGUUUUUCCUUUUUUUGUCAAAUUUUUAAAUUGCAAACUUUGAGAAAGUUCGGGGUGUUUGCGUGAGCAGACAAAGACAGAAAAAGGAGGAAGAAACAAUCCCUGUUGCUGGGACGACGAUUGUGCGUAGAGGGCGCUUGCGGCGGCUUUUUUUCCGGGCCUGUUUUAUUUACUGGAAAAAAUCACGAUUAUGUUUAUUUUAUUUAUUUAUUGGAAAAAUUAUAAUUCUGUUUUUUUGGCAUCUCAGGUCAGUUUUUAGACAAGCAUGAUGGAACAAAGGAGUAAAAUGUAUCUUGCCCGCCAUGUUGUAUAUGUUGGUUCUUGUCAUGAUGAUGUGAUGAGGGUUCAUGUUUUUUCCAUUCCCUUUUUUUUUCCUGCUUAGGCUUGGAAUUUUUAGAGAUUUAUUUUGGAAUGUAAGAAAGAUUAUGAAAUGAGUAAGUGGCUUAGGAUGUUGAUCCUGUGGAGGUUGGGUGAGCCAGCCAGCUUGGAAAUGUUAGGUGGCUUGAUGAACAUGAAAUACACUGGCCGGUGUUUUUUUCUACAA